This is a messenger RNA of Polypterus senegalus (gray bichir), 2867 nucleotides long. It is a transcript of the gene qsox1, whose product is annotated as quiescin Q6 sulfhydryl oxidase 1. Gene Ontology annotation, cellular component: Golgi membrane. Gene Ontology annotation, molecular function: protein disulfide isomerase activity; flavin-dependent sulfhydryl oxidase activity. The transcript is spliced from 12 exons. Gene Ontology annotation, biological process: protein folding. NCBI's taxonomy places the organism in Eukaryota, Metazoa, Chordata, Cladistia, Polypteriformes, Polypteridae. The coding region runs from base 29 to 2338 and encodes 769 amino acids. The record is from RefSeq and is a predicted model, not a curated record.
CUCCUCCUUCGAGCUCAGAGGCUGGAAGAUGGCGCGUCGCGUCGGUGGCUGUGCCACGUCCCUCUGCCGCGGAGCGACCCCGCUGCUCGUACCUCCGUUGCUGCUGCUGCUGCUGCUCCUCGCCUACGCCGGACCCAGCGCCGCUGGUCUCUACGGCCCCACGGACCAGAUCGUCAUCCUGCAGGCGGACAACGUGCGCGCUCUGAUCCUCAACGCCUCGAGCGCCUGGCUCGUCGAGUUCUACGCUUCCUGGUGCGGCCACUGCCAGCGCUUCGCCCCGUUAUGGAAGGAGCUGGCCAUGGACAUCAGAGAAUGGAAACCUGCAAUCAAUCUGGCAGCCAUCGACUGUGCCGAUAUCACCAACCGCUACACUUGUGCCAAUUUCGAGGUGGAUGGAUACCCAACUCUGAAGUUCUUCCCGGCUUAUUCACCGCCUGACUCUGUGGGAGAACCAGUCAAAGCUGCAAAACGGGUGCAGAGCCUGAGGCAGAAAAUCAUCACGUUACUGGAGACACAUGGAGAGUCAUGGCCUCCUGCCUGCCCACCUCUUGAGCUUAUCACUCAGGCAGAACUUGGCAGCUUCUUUGAAACAAACAGCGUUGAGUAUUUGGCUUUGGUGUUUGAGAAAAACAGCUCAUUUAUCGGACGAGAGGUCACCCUAGAUCUGCUACAGUUUGAGAACAUUGCUGUGCGAAGAGUCCAGGACACUGAAGAAGCGUUAGUCUCCCAGCUGGCAGUUACCGACUUCCCCUCUUGCUACCUUUACUACCCCAAUGGAACGCACACUCGGCUCAGUGUGCAGAUAGAAAAUCGAUGGUUCUACACGUAUGCCCUCCAGAGCUUACCUGGAGUUGUGCGUGGAGGCUAUAAGAACAUUGGCAUCUCUGGUGUGGAUAAUGCCACCAUCUCGGAGGCCUGGCAAGAGUUUGACAGGUCCCGGAUCUACAUGGCUGACCUUGAGUCAUCAGUGUCCUAUGCACUUCGUGUAGAAGUGGGGACUCAUCGGGUCCUGACAAGAAGGCAGCUGUCAGCACUUAAAAGCUAUGUCUCCGUCUUGGUCAAGUACUUUCCUGGACGCCCCAUCAUGAUGAACUUCCUUCAGGUCCUCAACAGCUGGCUGAAAUCCCAUACAGAGUCUGAACUGCCAUACAGCACCCUGGAGAAAGAAAUGGAAAAUGGAUUUGAUGUACCCAACUUGGCUCUUCCUCCAACAAUAAAGUGGGUGGCCUGUCAGGGAUCUCGGUCACACUUCAGGGGGUACCCAUGCUCCGUCUGGACCCUCUUCCACCUGCUCACGGUGCAGGCUUUGCAGAAUGAGAAGGCUUCCGCACGAGAUGCAGAUCCUCAGGAGGUUCUCAAGGCCAUGCUGGGUUACAUCAAGAAUUUUUUUGGUUGCCGGGAGUGUGCUUCCCACUUUGAGAGCAUGGCGACGGAGUCCAUGAGUUCAGUACGGAGCCUUGAACAGUCGGUCCUGUGGCUCUGGCAGCGUCACAAUCAUGUCAACAGCCGUCUUGCAGGUGCACCAAGUGAGGAUCCUAAAUUCCCCAAGAUUCAGUUUCCACCUCCCGAUGUCUGCCUGGCUUGUCACAGUGAACUGAACGGUGAACACACCUGGAAAUCGGACGAAGUCCUGCAGUUCUUGAAGGAACGAUUUUCAGCAGACCGCAUCCUCAAUGACUACCUCGAAGAAGAGUCACAGAUUUUAGCCAAGCAAAAAGAGAAAUUAGCAGCUCAAAGGCAAGCAGAAUCUGACAGAUUAGCACAGGAGAACCAGAAGUGGGGCCAGGAGCCAGUGGUGGGCUUGGCAGUAGAAGGGGGCAAAGAUGAACCAGAAGAGGAAGACCCAGGAAUCCCACAAGAACAGAGGGAUGAAGCUCCCAUGGAGGAGGUGGACCUGGGAAGAAAUCGCAAGCCUAGUAUUGUCAAGGGCAGCCUGAGACAUAGGGAGACAGAGGAUGAUAUUGUAGACUUGGACACUUUUGUCGACCAGCAUUAUAAAAGUAAAGCGCUCCAAGCUGCAGCAAGAAAGCGAUCACUGAGCAAACGGGAAGAAAGACACAAGCAACUUCAGUUUCAGACUGAAGACUUGGACCUAAAGGAUGACAUGGCACUUCACAGCCACCUGAAGAAACGAGGGCUAUCAAGUAAGCGUUUAAUGGUCAAUGAAGAGCUCCUGAUAAAUGAGCACUGGCUGUCUGUGCUUAGUGUGGGCUUCUCUCGUCUGGAUGUCAGUCUCUGUGUAUUACUCUAUCUGCUAUCCACCAUGUGUCUUCUGGGGAUGUACAUGUUCUUCAAGCUGAGAUUACGCAUGCGGAAACAGAAGCAAGCGCUGGCAUGAAGGAUUUUCUUUUGUAAUUUCAUAUUCAGAAACCAAAUGAACUUCUGUGGGCUUGGGUGCUUAUUGUAGUAGGUGGGUAGAGAUAGCAAUACAUCAAUCAAAGUUGAAAAUUCUGUUCCCAUACUGGAAAACUGACCAACUUGGCCAUCAAGCAAUUAAAAAAGCCCCCCAGUUGAUUUACUAUGCACUCAGACGAGAUAGAGAGAGGUUGGGGGUGGGGUUUGGGGUUUGUGGUUUUGGGGUGUGAAGACACUAGCUGCUAUCCCUAAUUUUUAAUUUCAGUUUUCCAGGUGUACUUGGCUGGACAUAUAGGUCCAUUUUCAGGAAAUUGCCAAAGCUGUUUACUCCCUUAAAAUAAUGUGAUUUCACUUUAACCCUGUGCAGAUGUGAAUUUUUUUUUCUCUUGAAAUAGAUAUAAAGACAAUUCUGUAAAUUAUAAAAUUGAUGGUGGAGACUUUACUUCUUGUGAUGGGACAGAGAAUGUAAGAGGGAAUACUUCGGGACAUUAAAUGUUCAUUGAAAUGAGCAA